Cloeon dipterum is the source of this 847-nucleotide messenger RNA. It is a transcript of the gene ClpP, whose product is annotated as Caseinolytic protease proteolytic subunit. NCBI's taxonomy places the organism in Eukaryota, Metazoa, Arthropoda, Insecta, Ephemeroptera, Baetidae. Bases 38 to 763 code for a protein of 241 amino acids. Gene Ontology annotation, biological process: protein quality control for misfolded or incompletely synthesized proteins. The record is from RefSeq and is a predicted model, not a curated record. The transcript has 5 exons. Gene Ontology annotation, molecular function: serine-type endopeptidase activity; ATP-dependent peptidase activity; ATPase binding. Gene Ontology annotation, cellular component: endopeptidase Clp complex.
CGCUAAAGUUAAAAAAGAAAACACAGGAGAGGAGAACAUGAGUUUGCCUGGCAAAAUUGCAUUCGGAUUGACGCGUGGCCGCUGGCCGCUCAGUGGCCUCUUGGUGGCCGCCGGCUUGCACACGAGCUCGAGCAGCAGAAUGCUCGUACCAAUUGUGAUCGAGCAGACGGGACGAGGAGAAAGGGCUUAUGACAUUUACUCCCGGCUUCUCAAGGAACGAAUUAUUUGUGUCAUGGGUCCAAUUCAUGAUGAGAUGUCCUCAUUAGUUGUGGCACAGCUCCUCUUUCUUCAGUCGGAAAGCAGCAAGAAACCAGUGCAUAUGUAUAUCAACAGCCCUGGAGGAAGUGUGACUGCAGGACUUGGAAUUUACGACACAAUGCAAUACGUUCUUCCACCAAUUGCGACUUGGUGUGUCGGGCAAGCCUGCAGCAUGGCUAGUUUGCUUCUUGCUUCUGGCUCCCCUGGCAUGCGACACUCUCUUCCCAAUGCCAGAAUUAUGAUUCAUCAACCAUCUGGUGGUGCUCAGGGGCAAGCCACUGAUAUUCAAAUUCAAGCUGAAGAGAUCAUCAAAAUUAAGAAGCAGAUCAAUGGUCUCUAUGUGAAGCACACUGGACUCUCUUUACAAACGAUUGAGGCGAGCAUGGAAAGAGACAAAUUCAUGUCUCCUGUAGAAGCAAAAGAAUUUGGAAUCCUUGAUACAAUCUUAAACCACCCCCCAAAAAUGGGCGUCGGGCUGCCAGAGGGCGGCGAGGGUAAAAACUGAAGUCGCAGAACCCAGCAAUUAAGGUGAUAGGUUUGUUAUAUACUACAUAUUGUUUUCAACAAAUAAAUAUUCAAAUUUUCUUUA